This is a messenger RNA of Dunckerocampus dactyliophorus (ringed pipefish), 3061 nucleotides long. RefSeq names its product oocyte zinc finger protein XlCOF20-like. The record is from RefSeq and is a predicted model, not a curated record. Gene Ontology annotation, molecular function: DNA-binding transcription factor activity; RNA polymerase II cis-regulatory region sequence-specific DNA binding. The transcript is spliced from 2 exons. Gene Ontology annotation, biological process: regulation of transcription by RNA polymerase II. Lineage: Eukaryota; Metazoa; Chordata; Actinopteri; Syngnathiformes; Syngnathidae. Bases 509 to 1573 code for a protein of 354 amino acids.
UGGCGGUAUGCACCUUUUAAAGUCAUGGUUGUAACCCGCCAUUAAACUAAAAGAAGAAGAAGAAGGCAGUAUAGUAGCGUUAAUUCCUUCGUUUUUACGAUUUCACCCUUGUCUGUAGUAUAGAAGCCAAGUUAUUAUGUUUUCAUGUCAGGAAAAACUCGUCUCAGUGAAGUUCGAAACUUCUUAGGCUAGGUUACAUCAGCGUGAGAGUCUGCUAUCUGUUAGCGACAUAUACUGCGCAUGCGUCCGUCGCCAUUUCAGACUACUAUUUUAAGACGAAAGGAUUUUAAAAAGUUAGCAAUACAACCUGAUUGCUGGUGUGCAUUUGUUCUCUUGUCGCUACGCGUUAUGCGUAAGAAAUGCGAGUUACUGUUUUGACACACUCGUCUCAGUAAAUUUCGAAGCUUCUCAGGUUAGUUUAGCUAGCUAGCCGCUAACAAAGAGACGCCGACGUUAUCAAUACAUUGCUGAUCUGUGAUCAAGUGUAAAGUGUUGUGAUUGCGUGAGCAUGUGCGAAAGAACGACAGCAGGGUACGAGGAGGAACUUUCUCGAACAAAAGAGGGGAACGAGCGACGACUUCGACUACUGGACGCUGUUAAGAAGCAUCGAGUUGUGUUGCACAGACCAGUCAAAGGAGAAGAUCCUUCCCCUGGGCAGCAGGAGUGGAGCCCCAGAAUGGAGCCCCCCCACGUUAAGAAGGAAGAGGAGGAACACAGCAUCAGCCAAGAGGGAGAGCAUCUUGAAGGACUGGAGGGGUUCCCAGUGAUUUGUGUCACUGUGAAGCGUGAAGAUGAUGAAGACAAAGGUGAAAGUGAGGAGAAGAGAGAGGUGGAGCCUCCAAGCAGCAGCUCAACUCAACACAUGACAACAGAAGCUGAUGGAGACCACUGUGGAGGAUCACAAGCAGACAACCUCUUAGCUCCACUAUCCGAUAGUGACGACACAACGUCACACUCACCUGACACUGAUGAUGAAUACUCUAAAGCUGAUAAGACAUGUCACACUGACAAAAAACGCUUUAAAUGUUCUCUAUGUGACAAAACGUUUAACGACCGUAGUAAUCUCAAUAGACACAAGAAAAAUCAUUCCGGAGAAAAACCAUACAUGUGCUUCUUUUGUGGGAAAAGAUUCUCUCAGAAGCUAUCAUUGACAGAACACACAAGAAUACACACUGGAGAGAAACCGUUUACCUGUUCAGUGUGUGGUAAAGGUUUUUCACGAAAUCAGUGUUUGAAAAUACACAUGCGAAGACACACUGGAGAAAAACCUUUUACCUGUUCAGUUUGUGGCAAAGGUUUUGUGCGAAGUCUGUGUUUGAAAAUACACAUGAGAACACACACUGGGGAAAAACCUUUUACCUGUUCAAUCUGUGGUAUCAGUUACGUACUAAAUCAUUGUUUGAAAAGACACAUGAGAAGCCACACUGGGGAAAAACCUUUCAUGUGUUCAAUCUGCGGCGUAAGUUAUGUGCGCAAUCAAUGUUUGAAAAGACACAUGAGAACACACACACUGAGUGAAAACUUUAUUCCUGCUCAAUCCGCAACAAAAGCUGUUCUGACUGAAAGUUUGUAACACACAUGAAAAGACACACUGCUGAUAAAGUGUUGAGUUGCAGUGUGUGUGGUGAAAGAUUCUCUUAUAAGUACCAGCUUAACAAUCACAAGUGUGCUGGUGAGAACAGCAGCAGUAAAUGCAGUACUUCAAAUAACCCGUCGAGACCUGUCCGCCCCGGACAGGGAGUCAUCCCUUCGCCUCAUGGCUUCUCUCAGAAAGUUCUGACGCCUCUUGUUUCCAAGUAUACAUAUACUAUUCCUGCCCUCCUCAGCUCAAGAAAGACUGGUUUUGAGAUCACCAUUUGGCGUGGGUUCUUAUGGCAACAGUGCGUUGCCACGUUCUGGUUCUUCCUCGUCCGCGUGGGAUUUUCUGCUCUAAAUACCUCUCAAUAUCCAAGGGUGUUAUGGUUGCCUGGAUUGUGUGGCUGUCUGUAAUACUUUAGACUUGACCAUUUACAUUUGUAUCAUAAGAUAUAAUAGUUAGCAUGCAGAAAUAUGGUGGGAAAAAUCUAUAUAUUGAUUUUAUCGUGUACACCUGCGUUCUCGCAAGUGUGUGUAGUUGGCAUGCAAACAUACCAUAUGUUCAACGUCACCACAUAUAGCGUGUGACAUCAUUGUGUGUUUAACACCAUCUUGUUAAUAAUAUACUCCUACCAUUGAAAUCUAAUAAAAAUAGGAGGAAAAAAACCUCUGAUAGUAUGUCGUUCAUAUUUAGUUUGCCAAAUUGCAAACUUGAGCCAAGGAGAGGCUGAAAACCCGCUCUGUUAGCCUCUAACCUGGUUAGCAAGCCAGUUAGCUAGGGUUGAGCAUCUUUUUCCUCUCAGCUAGUGUGUUUCUGCGCUCUUUUUUCCGCUCUCCUCUGUCUGCCUACCACAGCUUUUAGUUUACGCUGAAUGGCUACUGUCCAUUGUUGUUUUGUGUUGACUGAUUCUUUUCACCACACUCUCGAGAGGUCAAGGGUUUAAUGACACUCGGGCUUGUUAGCUACUAACAAAGAGACGCGGACAUUAUUAACGACACCACAUCCCAUAGCAGGGAUCAAGUGUGAUUGUGUGAAAAUGUGUAAAGUCCAAAUGCUGAGAGCGUUGGUGAACCAGCGACUAACUGCGGCUGUUGAAGAAAUAUUUGUAGUGUUUGAAAGAACGAUAGCAGAGUACGAGGAGAAACUUUCUCGAACUAAAGAGGAGAAUGAGCGCCAACGUGAACUACUGGACGCUGUUUUCAGGAAGCAUCAAGUUGUGCUACACAGAGCAGGUUUGUUUCAUUCUUUGUUAUCCCUGCGAGCAGUAGACAUCUGGUGGUUACUUCGGGUGGUUGAGGUCCUAGGCCUGAUACAACAACAGUCUCUGGAGGUGUCUCAACGCCGGGCUGGUGUGGAAGCAGUGUGUCCUCGGGUACUCUGAAAUCCAUGUUAUUCAAGCUUGGCGUCACUGGUUUAGUUAUGUUAAACUCCAAGGUUCAGGUGUUUGGCAUUCCUUAUCACCUGGUUCUAUCUUCAGUAUUGACC